UAUUUAAGACACACCACUAGGCCUCUUUGUUCCAACAAGACCUCAAAUAAAAACACAACAACAACAUUCAAGAAAUGGCCAUCUUCUGUUUCCUUGUAGACCAGAGAAAGAAAGUCCGGGGGAGGAAGCCAGCGGCCGGGUUGUGCUCAAGAUGCGGAGGAGGAGCAGUUGUUGCCGACAUGAGAACCUCCACAAGAUUCUGUGGGGUCCCUUUUUACCGCAAAGCUUGGAAAGCUAUCGUCUGUCAUAUCUGCGGUGCUGUCCUCAAAUCAUACCACUGAGUCUGAUGAACCAACAACGUUUUUUGUUUUAAUUCAUUCGUUUUUUUUUUCCAACAAGCUACUUGCCAUUGUAUGUCGCUUGAUUGCCUACUUUAGACUCUUAAGUCUUAGCUAAUGUUUUUGUUUUUCAUUUAUCUCUCUGUUUCUGACUAAUGCAAGUGAUCCUUUUACUU
Messenger RNA from Arabidopsis thaliana (thale cress), 454 nucleotides. RefSeq lists its product as uncharacterized. Bases 75 to 281 code for a protein of 68 amino acids. Lineage: Eukaryota; Viridiplantae; Streptophyta; Magnoliopsida; Brassicales; Brassicaceae. The transcript has a single exon. The record is from RefSeq and is marked reviewed.